AUGAAAAUAGAUAUUCACAGUCACAUUCUGCCCAAGGAGUGGCCUGACCUCAAGCAGAGAUAUGGCUACGGAGGAUGGGUCCAGAUGGAACAUUCAUGCAAGGGAGAGGCAAAACUGAUGAAGGAUGGAAAUAUUUUCAGGGUUGUUCAAUCCAAUUGCUGGGAUCCAGAAGUGCGGUUAAAAGAGAUGGAUCAGUCAGGGGUGACCAUACAAGCUCUGUCCACCGUUCCAGUAAUGUUCAGCUACUGGGCCAAGCCUCAAGACACCUUAGACCUGUCCCAAUACCUCAAUGAUGACUUGGCAGCUGUGGUCAAGAAGCAUCCAAAGAGAUUUGUUGGCCUCGGAACGCUACCAAUGCAGAGCCCGGACCUGGCGGUGCAAGAAAUGUAUCGCUGUGUGAAUGAGCUGGGCUUCCCGGGGGUUCAGAUUGGCUCUCAUGUAAAUCAAUAUGAACUUGACUCGCCAGAUCUCUACCCAGUAUAUGCUGCUGCAGAAGAAUUAAAUUGCUCCAUUUUUGUUCACCCCUGGGACAUGCAGAUGGAUGGGAGGAUGUCAAAAUACUGGCUUCCCUGGCUGGUAGGGAUGCCGGCGGAGACCACGAUUGCCAUCUGCUGUAUGAUUAUGGGUGGGAUAUUCGAGAAGUUUCCAAAACUAAAAGUUUGCUUUGCUCAUGGAGGUGGAGCCUUCCCAUUUACUGUUGGCCGCAUUAAUCAUGGCUUCAACGUGCGACCUGAUCUCUGCGCUGUACACAACAUAGCACCUCCUCGGAAAUAUCUUGGUGCGUUCUACACUGAUUCUUUAGUACAUGAUCCUCGGGCCCUGGAACUCCUUGUAGAUAUAAUAGGAGAGGACAAAGUGCUGCUGGGUACUGACUACCCCUUCCCCCUUGGAGAGUAUACACCUGGAUCGCUGAUUGAGUCAAUGAAAGACUUCAACAGAUGUUUAAAGGAGAAGCUGUUGUCUGAAAAUGCUUUGAAUUUCCUUGGACUUGACAAAACCAAGUUUCAAUGAAGACGGAUGCCAGUUCUCACGUGGCGCGAGACCACAGCUCGUAUUAUAAUGGAUAACGAGUCAUCAGGAUAAGUUGUGUCAGACCUAGUUCUGCUACAUCAUGGAAAACCCUCUACAUGCCGAUGGUUAGGAAGAUGCCUACAGCGAUGAAACUAGACUGAGACCCCCAGGGCUUGUUUCUCUGGUUUCUUUCAUACGUUUGUUUUAAGAACAAUGCUAAAAAUGAGAUUGAAACAUGAUGCGGGCGAGAGUGAAAAACAGAACAUGUAAAUUUAGAUGUAAGGAUCUAGCCCAUUGUUUCCCAGUUUAUUUAUGAGAUUAAAGCAUCCCUCCAGACCCAAAACUGAAACUUGGAUAGACAGUGGGGGGCACGCUAUAUCAGACCACUAAU
Messenger RNA from Bufo bufo (common toad), 1402 nucleotides. It is a transcript of the gene ACMSD, whose product is annotated as aminocarboxymuconate semialdehyde decarboxylase. The record is from RefSeq and is a predicted model, not a curated record. Gene Ontology annotation, molecular function: carboxy-lyase activity; hydrolase activity. Gene Ontology annotation, cellular component: cytoplasm; cytosol. NCBI's taxonomy places the organism in Eukaryota, Metazoa, Chordata, Amphibia, Anura, Bufonidae. The transcript is spliced from 10 exons. Gene Ontology annotation, biological process: secondary metabolic process. Bases 1 to 1011 code for a protein of 336 amino acids.